Cynocephalus volans (Philippine flying lemur) is the source of this 1545-nucleotide messenger RNA. RefSeq names its product major facilitator superfamily domain containing 4A (gene SLC60A1). Bases 1 to 1545 code for a protein of 514 amino acids. Gene Ontology annotation, biological process: transmembrane transport. The transcript has 10 exons. Lineage: Eukaryota; Metazoa; Chordata; Mammalia; Dermoptera; Cynocephalidae. The record is from RefSeq and is a predicted model, not a curated record.
AUGGGCUGCGACGGCCGCGUGUCGGGGCUGCUCCGCCGCAACCUGCAGCCCACGCUCACCUACUGGAGCGUCUUCUUCAGCUUCGGCCUGUGCAUCGCCUUCCUGGGGCCCACGCUGCUGGACCUGCGCUGCCAGACGCACAGCUCGCUGCCCCAGAUCUCCUGGGUCUUCUUCUCGCAGCAGCUCUGCCUCCUGCUGGGCAGCGCCCUGGGGGGCGUCUUCAAGAGGACCCUGGCCCAGUCGCUAUGGGCUCUCUUCACCUCUUCUCUGGCCAUCUCCCUGGUGUUUGCCGUCAUCCCCCUCUGCCACGACGUGAAGGUGCUGGCCUUGGUCAUGGCACUGGCGGGCCUGGCCAUGGGCUGCAUCGACACCGUGGCCAACAUGCAGCUGGUGAGGAUGUACCAGAAGGACUCGGCGGUCUUCCUCCAGGUGCUCCAUUUCUUUGUGGGCUUUGGUGCUCUGCUGAGCCCCCUUAUCGCUGACCCCUUCCUGUCUGAGGCCAGCUGCUUGCCCACCAAUAGCACAGCCAAUGCCACUUCCAGAAGCCACCUGUUCCACGCCUCGAGGGUCGUGGGCCAGUACCACACUGAGACCCAGCUUUGGUCCAAUCAGACGCUCUCUGGGCUACCCUCCAAGGAUGGGACAGGAACCCGUGUGUCCUAUGCCUUCUGGAUCAUGGCCCUCAUCAAUCUUCCAGUGCCCAUGGCUGUGCUGUUUCUGCUGUCCAAGGAGCGGCUGCUGACCUGCUGUCCCCAGAGGAGGCCCCUGCUCCUAUCUGCAGAUGAGCUCGCCCUGGAGACACAGCCUCCUGAGAAAGAAGAAGCCUCCUCACUGCCUCCAAAGUUUCAGCCACAGCCAGGGCAUGAGGACCUGUUCAGCUGCUGCCAAAGGAAGAACUUCAGAGGAGCCCCUUCCACCUUCUUUGCCAUCCACAUCACAGCAGCCCUGGUCCUGUUCAUGACGGACGGGAUGACGGGCGAGUAUUCUGCCUUUGUGUACAGCUAUGCAGUGGAGAAGCCGCUGUCUGUUGGACACAAGGUGGCGGGUUACCUCCCUAGCCUCUUCUGGGGCUUCGUCACCCUGGGCCGGCUCAUCUCCAUCCCCAUCUCCUCGAGAGUGAAGCCGGCCACCAUGGUCUUCAUCAACGUGGUCGGCGUGGUGGUGACAUUCCUGGUGCUGCUUAUUUUCUCCUACAACGUCGUCUUCCUGUUUGUGGGGACAGCAAGUCUGGGCCUGUUUCUCAGUAGCACCUUCCCCAGCAUGCUAGCCUACACGGAGGACAUUCUCCAGUACAAAGGCUGUGCGACCACAGUGCUGGUGACAGGGGCAGGAAUUGGUGAGAUGGUCCUGCAGAUGCUGGUUGGUUCGAUAUUCCAGGCUCAGGGAGGCUAUAGUUUCCUGGUCUGUGGCGUGAUCUUUGGUUGCUUGGCUUUUACCUUCUAUAUCUUGCUCCUGUUUUUCCACAGGAUGCACCCUGGACUCUCAUCGGCUCCUACCCAAGACAAACCACUUGGAAUGGAAAACCCUGAGUGCUACCAGAGGUAA